Messenger RNA from Zonotrichia leucophrys gambelii, 3549 nucleotides. It is a transcript of the gene PAX7, whose product is annotated as paired box 7. Gene Ontology annotation, molecular function: DNA-binding transcription factor activity, RNA polymerase II-specific; RNA polymerase II cis-regulatory region sequence-specific DNA binding. The record is from RefSeq and is a predicted model, not a curated record. Gene Ontology annotation, biological process: anatomical structure development; regulation of transcription by RNA polymerase II. The transcript has 11 exons. Bases 259 to 1833 code for a protein of 524 amino acids. NCBI's taxonomy places the organism in Eukaryota, Metazoa, Chordata, Aves, Passeriformes, Passerellidae.
CCAGCCCCAAACCAGCCCCAAGCCCAGCCCAGCUCCCUUUGGCAACUUUGGCCGUGCCUGCUCCUCCCGGGUGACAUUCCAGCGGAGCGGCCGCUCGGGAGACACAGCCCCCAAACUUUCCCGGCAAUUUCUGCCGCUGGAAGGGCUGGGAAGGUCGGAGGAGGAGGCGGCUCCGCAGCCCCCCCGGUUGUGCCCGGUGUUCCCCCGCCCCGGUCCAGCCCCGGUCCGCACCGGAGCCCCCUCGGCCGCCCCCCGACCAUGGCAGCGCUGCCCGGGACGGUGCCGCGGAUGAUGCGCCCGGCGCCGGGGCAGAACUACCCCCGCACCGGCUUCCCGCUGGAAGUGUCCACCCCGCUGGGCCAGGGCAGGGUGAACCAGCUCGGAGGGGUUUUCAUCAACGGGCGCCCGCUGCCCAACCACAUCCGCCACAAGAUCGUGGAGAUGGCGCACCACGGCAUCCGGCCCUGCGUGAUCUCCCGGCAGCUCCGCGUCUCCCACGGCUGCGUCUCCAAAAUCCUCUGCCGCUACCAAGAGACCGGAUCCAUCCGGCCCGGGGCCAUCGGCGGCAGCAAGCCCAGGCAGGUCGCGACUCCCGACGUGGAGAAGAAAAUCGAGGAAUACAAGCGGGAGAACCCCGGGAUGUUCAGCUGGGAGAUCCGCGACCGGCUGCUCAAGGACGGCCACUGCGACCGCAGCACGGUGCCCUCAGGUUUAGUGAGUUCGAUUAGCCGCGUGCUCCGCAUCAAAUUCGGCAAGAAGGAGGAGGACGACGACUGCGACAAGAAGGAGGAGGACGGCGACAAGAAGGCCAAGCACAGCAUCGACGGCAUCCUGGGCGACAAAGGGAACCGCCUGGACGAGGGCUCGGAUGUGGAGUCGGAGCCGGACCUGCCGCUGAAGCGGAAGCAGCGCCGCAGCCGCACCACGUUCACGGCGGAGCAGCUGGAGGAGCUGGAGAAGGCCUUCGAGAGGACCCACUACCCCGACAUCUACACCCGUGAGGAGCUGGCCCAGCGCACCAAGCUCACCGAGGCCCGCGUGCAGGUGUGGUUCAGCAACCGGCGGGCGCGCUGGCGCAAGCAGGCCGGAGCCAACCAGCUGGCAGCCUUCAACCACCUGCUGCCGGGGGGCUUCCCGCCCACGGGGAUGCCGGCGCUGCCCCCGUACCAGCUGCCCGACUCGUCCUACCCCAGCACCACCAUCUCCCAAGACGGCGGCAGCACCGUGCACCGGCCGCAGCCGCUGCCGCCCUCCACCAUGCACCAGGGCGGCCUGGCCGCCGCCGCCGACUCCGGCUCUGCCUACGGCGCCCGGCACAGCUUCUCCAGCUACUCCGAGAGCUUCAUGAACGCCGCAGCGCCCGCCAACCACAUGAACCCCGUCAGCAACGGCCUCUCCCCGCAGAAGCAGGGUGCCCAAAACAAGAUGCAGUGCUCCCGCUGGAACCUCACCAUAGCCCUGAACAAUCAGGUGAUGAGCAUCCUGAGCAACCCCAGCGGGGUCCCGCCUCAGCCCCAGGCCGAUUUCUCCAUCUCUCCCCUCCACGGCGGCCUGGACAGCACCAACUCCAUCUCGGCCAGCUGCAGCCAGCGCAGCGACUCCAUCAAGUCCGUGGAGAGCCUCCCGACCUCGCAGUCCUACUGUCCCCCCACCUACAGCACCACCAGCUACAGCGUGGACCCCGUGGCCGGAUACCAGUACGGCCAGUACGGGCAGACCGCCGUGGAUUACCUGGCCAAGAACGUCAGCCUGUCCACGCAGCGCCGCAUGAAGCUGGGCGAGCACUCGGCCGUGCUGGGGCUGCUGCCGGUGGAGACGGGCCAGGCCUACUGAGAGCCCACGCCAGGGAGCCCUGGAGAGCCAAGGCCAGGCACCUCUGGGGACCCCAGGGACCCUCCCUGCCCCGUUCCACCCCAGCUGCCGAGGAGAUGGGAAAGGGGGGAGCUCUCCCAGGAUCCAGCUCCUCCAGAACAUUCCAGAGGCAGGUCCAGCCUCUGGGCCUGACUCCUCCUGUGGCCAGAGACCACGGGCUGGGUGCAUUCAUCAACCUCAAUCCAGCCCUCCCUCCAAAGCCCCUGGCCACGACAUUCCCACACUCCAGGACUUGCCAUUACUUCCCUAGGUAGCUGGCAUAGUCAAAGCCAAAUUGAGCGCUUUGGGGUUUUUUUUCUUUGUAAAGGAAAAAGAAAAAGUUUCAUUUUGUUUCCUUUUCUUUCCGUUGCUGUAAAUUUGGUGAAUGUUGUAUAGGAAGGAAUAACCCAGCUGAGCAUUAAGGGUGAUGUAAAUCGGGACCACAGAAGACCUAUGGACCAAAAAAUAAGGACUUGUUUAAAAAACAAACAAACAAACAAACUGCAAAGACAAAUGAAAGCAGAAAAACAUUUAUUCAAUGGACAGCAAAUUUCCCCAGCCCAGCCUACCUUCCCUUCUCACCGGUGGCUCCCCAGAUCACUGCUAAGCAGGGCUGGGGAGGAAUUCCAGCCAGCCUGGGACCUUUGGAAAACGUGAAUGGCUGCAGGAGGAGUGGAGAGGACAGGCACAGGUGACACUCACUGCUCCUCUGAGGGACAAUCCAGAGCCGAGUGUCACCACCAGGACAUGGCAGCAGAACAGCAGCAGCGGGGACAGCGCUGGCCUGGCACGAGGAGGGGCUGCCAACACCCCCCGGGGACACGGGGCAGGGCUCCUGGUGGCCCUGCUGUCCCUGAGCUGGCCACGGGAGCAAGGACAAGAAGGCAGGGCCGGGAAUGUGCUGAGCAGAGCCGGGUUCUGCCACGGGAGUGGCCUGGAAGGGAACAGAGCUGGGCCUGGAGGUGCUGCCCUGCCCAGGAUGUGGAGCCAGGACAGAGGAGCUGAGGGGUUUCUGCAGCAGCCAGGAUGGGAAGGGGCUCCCUGCUGCCCCUCUCCACACUGCAGGGAUGGGAUUUGUCUCCCUGAGGCAUUUCCUGUUCUCACUGACGGGACAAAGCUUUGCUCCAUCCAUCAUCCAUCCAUCAUCCAUCCAUCCAUCAUCCAUCCAUCCAUCCAUCCAUCCAUCCAUCCAUCCAGCCCAGUCCCACAGUCCCUUCCUCUUCUGCUGGAGUCUCUCUCUCUCUCUCUCCUCCCACCUCUAAGCCAGAUCCUGUUCCUUGGAUUUCUCCCCCCACUUUUCCCCUCUCUUGCCUUUGUGUCCCCUCCUGUCCCCACUCGGACAAGCCCAGCCAGCCCCCCCAGGUCACUGCUGAGGCACCGCCCUCCCGUGGGUGACACAUUUCCCUUUUGGCUGGGGUGAUGCCCCUUGGUGAUCCCUGAGCAUUCCCAGUGGGACAGAGGCCACCCCUCACCUCCCCAUGUGGGGUCAGGAGGUUUGGCCUGGAGAUGGUCAGGAAUCCUGGCCUGGGAUGAGGCAGGAGCUGAGAUGUGAGAGGCGUGCUGGCCAUGGGCAGAGUUGUGUCCCCCACGGGCAGAGUUUUGUCCCUCACAAGCAGAGUUUGGUGUCCCCUAUGGGCAGAUUUUGAUGAACCCCAUGAGAAGUGUUUGGUGUCCCUCACAAGCAGAGUUGUGUCCCCA